AUGGCGCUCGGCAUGACAGCCGGGUGCCCAGUGCGCAUGAGCGAGAAGCACUUGCGCUUUGUGAUUGGUCCGGCGGCUUCUGGGAUCUGUCAUGUGUCCCAGCUACCGCCUUACCAUUCACAAAGCGCACCGCUUCUCGCGCAUGUGCACUGGGCACCCGGCUGUCAUGCCCAGUGCCCACACUACAGAAGCCAGGAAGACAGCGCGCCGCUGGAUAGAGGAACAGGUAAGAUCAAACAAAAACUCUGCGGAAGUAAGAGCGGGUACCUGUCAAAUUCAGGUACCCGCUCCCCACCUCCCCAAAGGUCAGCAGUCAUCUGU
This is a messenger RNA of Staurois parvus, 321 nucleotides long. The record is from the annotation of a GenBank genome assembly. Lineage: Eukaryota; Metazoa; Chordata; Amphibia; Anura; Ranidae.